Messenger RNA from Branchiostoma floridae (Florida lancelet), 1263 nucleotides. RefSeq lists its product as uncharacterized. The record is from RefSeq and is a predicted model, not a curated record. Bases 91 to 1263 code for a protein of 390 amino acids. NCBI's taxonomy places the organism in Eukaryota, Metazoa, Chordata, Leptocardii, Amphioxiformes, Branchiostomatidae. The transcript is spliced from 8 exons.
CAGAUUUUGCGAGCUUAAAUUCAGCCCAAUAGAAGCUUUAUAACAUACAACUGGCAAACAUCCGUUGUAACCAUCUAAAGUCACAACGCGAUGGAUAGAACCGCCCAGAUCACUAAUGAACAGCGGCGCAAGCUGACUCUCUGUUUCGGCUGGGAAACCACUAUCUUGGCAGCCAAUAUAAUUUUCGCCUUUCUUGCCGUGAGUGGACAGGUUACACAGAAUGUGUCCCUGCCCCUGUGGAUUGACGCUGCCACAGGUGGGACGUCCAAUACGACGUCUAACGGCACGUCACCGGGUCACAUCGUCCCGUACUUUGUCUUCUCCUUCGCCAGCUUCUCGUUUGUCGUCAUCUUUGGCGUGUGCCUGGCGGUAGCUUUUUACCUGGGCCAUAUCACAGAGACGGACCUGAAGUUCCCCCACAUCCUGCUGUUCCUAGUGGGGAUGUUUGACGCCUUGAACGGAGUCCUGGUAGUGAACGCCUCCAGCGGGUCCAGAACGGCUCCGUACCUGCAGGCCAUCCUGGGGAACUUCACCAUCCCCAUCACAAUGUUGCUGAGACUCCUCAUUCUGAAGAAGAAGCCGACCCAGCGGAAGUUCAUCUGUUCCAUACUGGUCCUGCUGUCCCUCUUCAUCUGUCUGCUGCCCAAGAUAAUCCCAGCUCUAGGCGCUGACACAGCACCGGGCGCAAAGGGUGCUGCCGGUGUGCUGUGGCCGCUCUGUUUCAUGAUUGGAUUCGUGCCUGCGGCAGCGAUGAACGUGAUCGAAGAGAAGGUGAUGAAGAUGACGAAGGGAGCACGCCGGGACCAGAUCAGCCUCAUUUGGUUCCUCUUCUGGGAGUCCGUGUACCAGUUCCUGUGCGCAGCCGCGCUGUUCUGGACUGACAUCAUCCCCAGUUUCGGUAACAGCGCUGACAUACACGACUUCGGGGAAAACGUCGCUUUUGGCUUUCUGUGUUUCUUCGGCGGACGGGGCUGCUCGAGCGAACCCGGCACCAGAGGAACCGUCUUCAUCCUGGGGUACGCUGUCAGCUACUUCGGCGGGGGGCUGUUACUGCGGCACGCUGAGGGAGCGACGCUGCUCGCCUUGGUCACGUCCCUUGUGACGCCGCUAGGAUUCCUGUUCUGGACCCUGUUUGAAGAAGACCCGUUCCAGUUCCAUGUCAACACUGGGAACGCCACGUGGUUCUCCCUGGGAGCCCUGGUCCUCAUGGUUCCCGCUAUCUACUUCUACAACACAGGAAAACACAACGUGGGGAAACAGUGA